Messenger RNA from Tetrahymena thermophila SB210, 918 nucleotides. RefSeq lists its product as hypothetical. The transcript is spliced from 3 exons. The record is from RefSeq and is a predicted model, not a curated record. NCBI's taxonomy places the organism in Eukaryota, Ciliophora, Oligohymenophorea, Hymenostomatida, Tetrahymenidae. Gene Ontology annotation, molecular function: nucleic acid binding; zinc ion binding.
AUGAUUUUGCUUAAUCCCUCCUCAAGAAGAAAACCUUUAACUAAUCAUAGAUGCAUGAAUUGCCUUUAGUACGGGCAUUACACUUAUAACUGUAGAUCUGACACUUAAUAUUUCUUAAAUGGAGGUUAAAGUUCCCUUUCUUAAAGUAAUAAUCUAUUAGACAUAUCUUCUAAUAAGAGCUUAAAUAAUGGAUAUAACAAUUAAUAUAGGGAAAGAGACAGAGAUAAUAGAUAAAGUAAUAAAGAAAAUAUAGGGAUUCUUACUUCUUCGUCAUAUAUCAAUAAAUAAAGUUAAUUGAAUUCUUUAAAUCAAAGCUUUGAAGAUAUUCAUACUGCUAAAUAAGGAAAAGAAAACUUUGAAAACUUAAGCAAUAAUCAAAUUUUAUAAAAAAUGUAAUCUAUGGCUCAAAAUGCUUAAAAAAUAGCUGAUUUCUCUAAUGCAACACUAUAAGCUAUGCAAAACGAAUCUCAGCGUAUUAGUCCUGAAGAAGAAGAAGAAGAUUAGGAAGAAUAAGAAGAAUUAUUAGAGGAAGAAGAGGAAUAAGAAUAAGAGUAAGAAAAUUAAUGCAAAAAACGUAGUAGGUCUAACAGUUCUGUUUCAGAUCAGAUUUUAUCUCAAAUGGAUAAUAAUAAUGCUGGUUCUUUGAGUAUAAAUAAAGAAUAAUUAAAUAGUGUAAAUAAAGAUCAAUACAAUCAAGAUGAACAUAGCAUCCUCGAAUAAAAAUAGGAAUUAUAAAAUAAUGAGAACAAUGAUAAUAACAUAGAUAAUUGUUAAAAUUAAAAUGAUAAUUUUUUAAUAGAAUAGGAAUCUGUAUUAAAUCCACAAUAGCAAUAAGAAAUAAAUAAUGAAAAUUUAAUAGAAAAUGAUCAUCAGCUUUUGGAAGAAAAUGAAGAUUUAUUAGAGUGUGAAUAAAAGUGA